AGCUGCUGUUUGUCUGAGGAAUCGGCUGCUGCCCAGACCUGUCCGUGCUGGGCUGUGGGCUGGCCUAGGCCCACGGAGAUGUGUCUGUCCAGCCCACCCACAGACAAUCAGUUACCGAUGGGAUUGGUCAGAGAGAGGCGUCUGGAAGCAGCCCGUGCCCGUACUGGCCCACGAUCAAUACCCCCAUCAGGCAAAUGACGCCCGCUCGCCUCCAGUGUCCCUCAUCUGGGGAGGAGCUAAUGAAGCAGCCAGCUCGCUGCUGAAGCCAAUGUUCUCUCGCAGCCGCGGCUCCUGCUUUCAAACCCUGACCCUGUUAGUCGAACCGUUCCCCUCUUAUUAAUCUCCCUCCUCCGUCGCUGUAAUUAAUUCCCCAUCUUCCCUGCUUUUAUUUGGUUCCCUCUUAGCCAGGCUGCACUCACACUCCUCCUCCUGGCUGCUUUCCUAAGGCCGGGGUUCCUCCGCCCCCGAUUAGCUACCUCGCCCUCCCGUCCCCAGCACCUCCCUUCACCUUGGCACCGGCCCAGCUUGUCCCCACGCUCUCAGAGCUGACCCUGCAGCAGCCACCUGUCUGGUUCCUGCUUCUCGACUCCUCCUCUGGCCCUUAAAGGGCCAGAAACAGGUUUUCCCAGCCAAAAAUACCUGCGGCUGGGGUGUACCGGAAAGGUGUGUGGUUAGUUUUUUGUUUGUUUUUAUAACCACGCUACUGCGUCCGGCCCAGCUUCGCCGGUGCAGGUGCUGGCUGGAGAACUCUUCUUGUUGUGGCUUGUAGGAGCAAGCCGGGCUGGGCCGGGGUGCGCCGUGCGGCGGGGGACUCUCGGUGUGGCUGUGGAAGGUAAACGUGGCUCUGAAAGGAGUCGGGGGGAAGGUCACUUUCUCGGUUGAUCACUAGUGAAUGUGACCUGUUCCCCAGUUAGCAGCAUGGAUGGGGCGGAGGAGUCUGCCGAAGCAGUAGCAAGCAGGAGGCUCCCGCGUGCAAGAUGAGUUGCCUGCUGCUGAAAUUUCCCCGCGUUGGUGAAUCAGACGCUGUCGUUAUCCUGCACUGACGGGGAGCAGCCCGCGGGGCUCCUCUGGCCUGGAAGCGUUGCAGCGAACGCCACGGAGAGUGAUGAAAUCACCGGUCUCUCUUUUGACACUCAGGGCCUGGCCUGCUGCUCCUUGCAAGGCCGUGGCCUCGGUGCAGCCCUCCAGGAACGGCUGCUGCUGGGUUCAGCCCUGCUGUGUUUCAACCCAUGCAUCGUAACUCGAAAUGGAAACGAACAACCAUUUUAACUUCCCUGGCCUCCCCUCUGUCCCCACUGCCUCAGGACUGAAGCCCGCCCCUUCCUCGGGGGACAGCCUCUACACUAACGGGUCUCCUAUCAACUUCCCCCCGCAAGGGAAAGGCCUGAAUGGCGACAUGAAUGGGAAUGGCUUAUCUACUGUAUCUCACGCUAGUACUUCGGGGACCUUCACCUCUGCCGGGCACUCCCCCGACGCCUCCGCCCUCCCCCACCCGUACGACUAUCUCUGGAAUUACCCGCCAUACCAGCCCAGCGGCCUGAAGGAGACCCCUGCUGUCUCCCAGUUCUCCGGCCUCGGACAGUACCCGCUCAACGGCAUCCUUGGUGGCACCCGGCCGGUGUCCCCGGGGCACAACACUAACCCCAGGGCAGGGCAGGAGUUCUGGGCCAAUGGCACCUCCAGCUCCAUGGGGCUGAGCUUUGAUUCGCAGGAGCUGUACGACUCCUUCCAGGAUCAGAGCUUUGAGCUCGUGCCAAACGGCGCCAGCGGUUUCUACACGGCCGCCCAGCCCUCCCCCAUGCUGGGCUCCGGCGCCCAGCCUUUCUCGCCACCUCCGGGCCCACAGGACGAACCAGGCACCGGCCAGGAGGGGUCCUUGGCGGCAAAGGAGAUGUCGCCUGCCAGCGAGGAGACCGGCGCCGCUCUGAUAGGCAGCAAGGAACUGGAGGAGACGCAGCCGGACCUGAAAAUGUGCAGCUACAGCAGCUCCGGGCCGGCCGUGGAGCUGCUCAGCCAGGAAGCUUCCGUCUUGUCCCCGGACACUGCUGGGAGCUGCCUGGGCAAUGCCUCUGCUCUCGCCGGUCCCCUGGCAGACCCUCCUCUCCUGAGCGAAGACCCACUGGAGCCCUUCGAGUCGCUGGCUAGAGACCCAGGGACCGGAGAUCUCUAUGAGAUGGACAACUCCCAGUUGGUGAACGACAAGUCUUCUCUGGAGGCUGCCCCGGACAUCUCAACCCUCGAGUGCUCUGAGAGCCCCUCCCUGAACAACUCCAGCUCCUUCAGCCUGCUACCGGACGACAGCCAGGCCCCUGCCUCGCUCUUCGUCAGCCCCGACUCGCCGCCUGUCCUGAGGGAGGCCGUCCUGCAAGACAGCAGCUUGGACCUGCAGGACGGGGGCGACCCAGGGGAGGAGGAAUCAGAGGCUCUGGAGUGCAGCCCCCUGCCGGGGCCAGAGUCCCCCUGUCUGGAGGAGGAGGAGGAAGUGGCUGAGGACAGCUGCCUGGAGGCUCCGGCCGCCCUGCACAGUGCAUUAGCAAGGGGUGAAGUCCCCCGCAGACGGAUCGCCACGGCGGAGGAGGUUCGCUUCCCCCUGCAGCACGGGUGGAGGAGGGAAGUGCGAAUCAAGAAGGGCAGCCACCGCUGGCAGGGGGAGACGUGGUACUACGGGCCCUGCGGCAAAAGAAUGAAGCAGUUCCCGGAGGUGAUCAAGUACCUGAGCCGGAACAUGGUGCAGAGCGUCCGGCGCGAACACUUCAGCUUCAGCCCCCGCAUGCCCGUUGGAGACUUCUACGAGGAGCGAGACACGCCACAGGGUUUACAGUGGGUGAAGCUGACCCAGGAGGAAAUCCCCUCACGCAUCCAGGCCAUCACGGGCAAGCGCGGGCGCCCCCGCAACGCGGAAAAGGAGACGGCCAAGGCCAAGGAGGCGCCCAAGGUGAAGCGGGGCCGGGGCCGGCCCCCCAAGGCCAAGAUGGCCGACUUGCUGAGUAAGACCGACGCCAGGCUCCUGAAGAAACUGGAAGCCCAAGAGGUGCUCAGCGAUGAAGACAGGCUGAAGAUGAGCAAGAUCAAGAAGAAGAUGAGGCGAAAGGCAAGGAACAAACAGAAGCAGGAGGCCAAAGUGCCCAAGCCCAAGGAGGCCAAGAAGAAAGCCAAGGCAAAGAAGGAGAAGGGGCGGCCGGAGAAGGCCAAGGAGAAGGGGCGGCCCAAGGAGAAGGGGCGGCCCAAGGAGAAGGCUAAGGCUGUGCGGAAGGUGGACAAGAACCUACUGGCCCAGCGGCGGCUGGAGGAGCGGCGCCGGCAGCAGAUUAUUUUAGAGGAGAUGAAGAAGCCCACCGAGGACAUGUGCCUGGGCGACCAUCAGCCCCUGCCGCCAUUCUCCCGCAUCCCCGGCCUGGUCCUGCCCAGCGGGGCCUUCUCCGACUGCCUCACCAUCGUGGAGUUCCUGCACAGCUACGGCCGGGUCCUGGGCUUCGAGGUCCCCCGGGACGUCCCCAGCCUCUGCACCCUGCAGGAGGGGCUGUUCGGCAUGGACGACAGUCUCGGUGAGGUGCAGGACCUGCUGGUGCGGCUCCUGCGGGCUGCACUCUAUGACCCUGGCCUCCCUUCCUACUGCCAGUCCCUGAAGAUCCUCGGGGAGAAGGUGUCCGAGAUCAGCCUGAACCGGGACACCGUCUCCGAGAUCCUGCGCUGCUUCCUCAUGGCCUACGGGGCCGAUGCCGACCUGUGCCACGGGCUGCGGACCAAGCCCUUCCAGGCGCUGCCCCCGGACCGCAAGGCGGCCAUCCUGGCCUUCCUGGUCAACGAGCUCAACGGCAGCGCCCUCAUCAUCAAUGAAAUCGACAAGACUCUGGAGAACAUGUCCAACUACAGGAGGAACAAAUGGAUCAUCGAGGGCAAGCUGCGCAGGUUGAAAAUCGCCCUGGCCAAGAGGACGGGCCGCCCGGAGUCCGAGAUCACGGGCCUGGAUGAGGGGCCCAGGCGGCGCAGCUCCCGGAUCACAGAGGAGAACAGUGGUUUGGAGGCAGAGGAGGAAGAGAGCCGGGGCCGGAAAUCCCGCAAGGAUGAGGAGACCAGCAUUCCUGCAUCCAGCGUCCCCGAGCUGGAGAGACAGAUCGAGAAGCUAGCCAAGAGGCAGAUGUUCUUCCGGAAGAAGCUGCUCCACGCUUCACAGACGCUGCGGGCCACGGCGCUGGGCCAGGACCGCUACCGCAGGCGGUACUGGGUUCUGCCCCACCUGGGCGGGAUCUUCGUGGAGGGCUCUGAGGCAGCUGCGGAGGGGGGGCCCAAGGACAUGGAGGAGGAGGAGGAGGAGGAAAAAGAGGCUGCUCCGGAGAUCUCCCCUGUGAAGAAAGAACCGGUCGAGCUGCCCAUCCCCAACCGGCUGAAGUGCACGGCCUCCCGGGCACGGGGCCGGCCGCGGAAAAGCAAAGAGGAGCUGGCCCGGCCAGGCAGGCCCAAGCCCCCACCGCUCAACGGGCUCCUGGAGGACUCGAUGCCCCCCUGCCAGAGCCAGCACGAUCUGAGCCAGUCAGCCUUCCUGUCCUGGCUGAGCCAGACGCAGUCAUCCCUGCUCAACAGCUCGGUCCUCACCCCGGACAGCAGCCCCGGGAAGGGGGAUCCCAGUCCCCCUGCCCCCGAGGCGCCCGCCCUGGAGGAGAGCUUCCCAGAGACAAUGGAGAAACAGGGGCCCUGGUUCAACCUGCUGCCCAGGACGCCCUGCCAUGCCUCUCCCACCCUCACCACCUCCUCAGAGGAACCCCCUGCUAGAGCCGCCCUCCAACCUCGCAGCCCCGGGGACCAGCCCAAGGCUAUGGGCAGGCAGCCGAAUGGCCCCACAUCUCCCCCCCUCGCUUCCACGCCCAUCCACGCCAGCCCCAGGGUGCCCAGUGCGUGCCCCAGGGGCCGGGGCGGACCUGAGAAGGCCCAGGAGCCGCCGGGGCAGCCCAAGCGCCGGGGCCGGCCCCCCACCAAGUUCUUCAAGCAGAUUGAGCAGAAGUAUCUCACCCAGCUGAUGGCUCAGCCCGUGCCCCCAGAGAUGCAGAGCGGCUGGUGGUGGCUUAAGGACGCGGAGGAGCUGGAGGCCGUGGUCCGAGCGCUGCACCCGCGGGGGAUCCGCGAGAAGGCCCUGCACAAGCACCUCACCAAGCACAAGGAGUAUCUGCAGGAGGUCUGCACCCGCGCCACUGCCGAUCCCAUCUUCCAGCCCCAGGCCACCGGCCACCCCGUGUCUCAGGAAGCUUUGGCCCGGUGGUCCGUGACGGAGCGGGCCUACGAGAUGGACCUUGCCCUCCUGCAGUGGGUGGAAGAGCUGGAGCAGCGGGUCCUGAUGGCGGAUCUGCAGAUCCGGGGCUGGACGUGUCCGAGCCCCGACUCGGCACGGGACGACCUACGGUACUGCGAGCACAAAGUGGGCGUCCUGGAGGAGAUCACCCUCAAGAACCGGCGGGAGGGGCUGCCCCCCUCCCGGGAGGCCACCAACCCCCUGGACCUGGCCGUCCUGCGGCUGGCGGCGCUGGAGCAGAAUAUGGAGCGCCGGUACCUGAAGGAGCCGCUGUGGGCGCCGCACGAGGUGGUGGUGGAGAAGGCCGUGCUGAGCAGCCCUGAGGCACUGGACCUGGGCAGCACGGAGAUUGCCUACGAGAUCACUCCCCGGAUGCGGACGUGGCGCCAGACCCUGGAGCGGUGCCGGAGCGCGGCCCAGGUCUCCCUGUGUAUCUACCAGCUGGAGAAAUCCAUUGCCUGGGAGAAGUCAGUCAACAAAGUGACGUGUCUGGUGUGCCGGAAGGGGGAUGACGACGAACACCUGCUGCUGUGUGAUGGCUGCGACCGUGGCUGCCACCUCUACUGCCAUCGGCCCAGGAUGACGGAGGUGCCGGACGGGGACUGGUUCUGCUCUGUCUGCAUCUCCCAGGCGGGAGGCGAGUAUUACGAGGACCCCAGUUCACCCAGGCGAGGCAAGAAGCGGAAAGGCGGGCGUCUCUUCGGGGGGGGCUUCCCAGAGGAGGAGGAGAGCCCCGGGCGCCGGGUUCUGCCGCGGAGGCGUGACACCCUGUCGGUGCCCCGCUACUCAGGGGAGGGCCUGUCCCCCUCCAAGCGGAGGAGACUGUCCCCACGUGGCCAGAGCAGCGACCUGACCUUCUGCGAGAUCAUCCUGAUGGAGAUGGAGUCUCAGGAGGACGCCUGGCCCUUCCUGGAGCCCGUCAACCCCCGGCUGGUGCCCGGCUACAGGAAAAUCAUCAAGAACCCCAUGGACUUUGCCACCAUGCGGACGCGGCUCCUGCGGGGCGAGUAUGUGAGCUGUGAGGAAUUCGCCACUGAUGCCACGCUGGUGUUCGACAACUGCCAGACCUUCAACGAGGACGACUCGGAGGUGGGCAAGGCCGGGCGUGCCAUGCGGAGAUUCUUCGAGAGCCGGUGGGAGGAAUUUUAUCAGGGAAAACACGCUCCUAACCCGUGAAGCGGGAGCCCAGGGGUGGGGUUGGGGACUGUGCCCCCCGCCCUCCACGCUCCUGACCUGAGACCUGUCUCGUGCGGUUUGGGGUAGGGAGAGAGACCCCCUCCCACCCCCGCAAAAGAACUGACUCCUCUGGAGACGAUCUCGCUGCCUGCUGAAUUCCCGACGGAGGCUGGUCCCGGCGUGACGUGGAAAAGCCCCUCCCCCCCACACACACAUACCAGGGGGCUUGGGGCAACGGGGCGUCUCCACGGCCCGGCUGCUCCCCGCCCCCAGCCCCCCCCCCAGCCACCCGGACUCAUAGACUGUGUAAGCCAAAAACGAAAGAAACCAGGCGAUCGCUCUUCAGGUUCCUUUUCUACUUCACCACCACCUGACCUGGCAAAGGAAGAAAGACGCCCCCCCGCCCCCUUGGCUGGGAGUAUUUAACAUAGCAAUAGUUCGUAGUGACCGUGUAUGAGGAUGGCACUGCUGUGUGCUGUCUCUGAGGCAUUAAUGGCCAGUAAAGUGAACUCAACUCCUCGAGAUUCGCGUCGAGCUUCACACCCGGACCCGCUCGCAACGACACUGGGAUGCGCUGUUCCACACACAGCCCUCCCCCCAUCCCCAGCUCGCUGCUUCCCUUCCGGGACCUUUCCAUUCCUGCCCUUCCGGGACCUUUCCAUGCCCCCUCGCCUUUCCUCAUCCUUUCCUUCCGGGACCUUUCCAUGCCUGCCCUUCCGCCCUUACCUUCGGGGGCCUUUCCAUGCGCCACCGUCCCCAUUGCACUUACCUUCUGGAACCUUUCCAUGCGCCCCCGUUCCCAUUGCACUUACGGUCCGGGACCUUUCCAUGCCCCCUCGCCCCUCCUCAUCCUUUCCUUCCGGGACCUUUCCAUGCCUGCCCUUCCGCCUUUACCUUUCGGGGCCUUUCCAUGCACCCCGUCCCCAUUGCACUUACCUUCCAGGACCUUUCCACUCCUGCCCCUCUGCCCCCCUUAUCCUCCUGGACCUUUCCAGGCCUGUUCCCCGCCUCCCUUUACCUUCCGGGACCUUUAUACUACCCUCAACAGGAUCCCCAUCCCUCCCCAACCCUAACUCUCUCCCAACUCCCUCCCCCACAUCAGGCCCUACCAUUGCAGGCCCUUUAGUGGGGGGGGAGUCCCUGUUGUCCUGUCCCCCCCAACCCACUGGAUCAGAUCCUUCUCUGCUGUAGGACUGUCACCCCCCCCACACACAUACAAUUAAUAGGGGUUUGAGAGAGGAUCAGACACCCCCACGGAUCUGGCUACAGGGAUCUGGGCUGGGCUGAGCAUCGCUGUAGCCGGAGGCGGGGUUCUGUGUGGGGGAGCCCCUUCCCUGCCCUGUUCCUCAGCAGGAACACGCACCCCCCACCCCCGUGAGCUAGGCUUGUUCAUGGGAACCUAGCCUGAAUGGGUGUGUGCCCCUCCCUUUGCUGUGAGACCCCCCCCCCCCGGAGUAGGGCUUGUGCUGUUUGUUCUUCCUUCAACCCUCUCCCCCCCUGCCCCAAGCUGCUGGGUUUGCACUUCAUGGAGGAACCUAGCCCAGCUCCCCCCACCCUGCUGUGUGCUCUUCACAGGCAGCACCCAUCCCGCCUCGCAGGGGUAAAGAACGGGCAGGGGGAGCAGGGCAAGACCCGUCCCUCCAAGCCAGAAGCUGUCCCACACUGGGAUGGGGGGGGGUGCCCCAAAGGGGUGGGAGAGCAUAGGCAGCUCUAGGACCUUAGCCCCAGCGUGUCAGCAUCUCCCCCACCCCCCAGAUUCCUGUUGACGGAUCCAGGGAGCCAGAGCUGCGGUUUUGAUCCCCUCUGUCCCAGGACGGGCGACUCAUGCCAGCCCCCUGGCUAUCCCCCCUGCACCCUAAACCUCUGAAUGGCUCUGCUGCCCCCAGCUUGUGGGAGGCCCCACAUCUAUUCAAGCCUCCCCACCCUCGUGCCACUCGCCAGGCCUGGGGGACCUCUUGGGGGAGGGGACGCUUUGGUGAAGGUGCAUUGGGGGGUGGUGGCCGACCUUGCUCCCUGCCAACCUGCUCAGGGCAGGGGAAAGGCCUGGGGUGCCUGGGCCGCGGGGAGCCCAGCCCCCGGGCCACUUGGUCCCAGUGGAGAGUCUCCCUCCACUCCGUGACCUCACCCUCGGCUCGGGUGCCGAGAGCUGGAGGUAAAGGCUUGCUUCCCCUCCACCCACCCCCAGCAGCUGGCUAGGGCAGUUAGGCACCCAGCUUCAAAUGGGGAGGGGGGCACUCAGCUCCCUCCGCAGAUUGGCAGCAGCGCCGGACAAGCUGCUGCAUCCUGGGUCCCCCACCUCCCCAGUAUUGAGGAUAAUGUGUGAUGGUGAAUGCUGGGGGUGGGCCAGGCCUGAUCUAGGCAGGGGAGGCUGAGCUGGGUUAUCGCUAAUCCCACUGCCCGUUGUCUUUGGAAAUAUCCCCCCUCCAUAGCCCCUCAUUAACCCUUUGCUCGUUCACUCUGCAGCCCUUGCUGGUCUCCCCCAGGACUUUCUGGAAAGCGCGGGGUUGGGGGGUGGUCCCUUGCCCUUCCCAUGUAUUAAGCCCUGUCUGGGGAUAGAGCGUCACGGAGGUGGAGCGAUGGUGUGGAAAUCAACCCCCUGGCCGCCCCCCGCUCCUCAAACCACGAUAUUACGGGUACUCGCUUUAGAGCGGCUGGCGGGCAGGCCCCAGCGGAGCCGCUUCACAGUCCAGUCCAGCUGUGCGACAUCUGGGACACACCCACCCACCCCUUCCCCCAGCCCGUCGUCCACUCACCAUGAGCACUGAAAUCAACUAACCUACCUUGGGGGGGUGGGAAGCCCUGAGAUGGAAGCAGCCUCUGUCAUGCAUUCCCCCACCCCCCCCAUCGUCUUUAAAAGUAGCCUUUUUUCUAUCAAAUAACCUCAAAAACUUUUUAUUUUAUUUUUUUGCUUUGAAAUAAGAGGUGGAUUUGAAGCCUAUUUGAACUGACUUUAUAUUAUGCAUAAAUAUUUAUAUUUUAUCUAAAUAACUGCGCUGUAACAAACUUUUUUUUUUAAAUAUUUUGGAUCUGUCAGGUUUUUGUUUUUUUUUUGGUUUGUGUUUUUGUUUUUGUCAUGGAAAAGUUUUAGUCUCUGUAAUGGUGUUGUGGUGUUUUAAAAAGGUUUUUGUUUUGUUUUUUUCCCCUGAUAAAAUGCCCUGAAUUUUAAAUCCCCACCUUCCUUCUUAGCCCCUGCCAUCCCCAUAAAAUUAAUCCAGCCGUGUCUGAAAUCCCACCCAUCUACUCUUCCUUAUUGGGGAUGCACCAGAGUGUAAAAAUCCAUUCUGGACUGAGUAUGAGAGAUGUCAAGAUGCGGAGUAUAUUUUAUUUUUUAACCCUUAAUGAGUUGGCUUUGUAAAUUACAUGGGUGGGGUCUAGAACUGGCCUUCCCCCUCCCCUCCCACCCCGGCUGUCUGAUAAAACAGGAAGACCCAACCACGAUAAAAGAAAGAGAUUCUGAUGUUCCUUGCAAAAGGAACAGGACUGGCUCUUUUUUAUAUAACCAAAUGUGGUGUUUUAGUGACUUUUUGAUAAUGUACAGUUUUUGUGAAUUUAAAUUUAUUUCUUUCUAUAUUUUUAGGACCAAUCUCAUUUUUAAUAAGGUUUAAAGGAAAAAAAAUAUUCUAGAUUAACUCCUGUUUGUUGCCAUGUGAUGUUCCCACAAGUACAGCGGUAGAGAGUGCUUGUCAAGUUGCGAGAAUAAAAACAAACCCACGUUU
This is a messenger RNA of Gopherus evgoodei (Goodes thornscrub tortoise), 10176 nucleotides long. RefSeq names its product bromodomain adjacent to zinc finger domain 2A (gene BAZ2A). The coding region runs from base 1247 to 6460 and encodes 1737 amino acids. Gene Ontology annotation, molecular function: protein binding; DNA binding. NCBI's taxonomy places the organism in Eukaryota, Metazoa, Chordata, Testudines, Testudinidae. The transcript is spliced from 29 exons. Gene Ontology annotation, cellular component: rDNA heterochromatin. The record is from RefSeq and is a predicted model, not a curated record.